Messenger RNA from Closterium sp. Yama58-4, 315 nucleotides. The record is from the annotation of a GenBank genome assembly. Lineage: Eukaryota; Viridiplantae; Streptophyta; Zygnematophyceae; Desmidiales; Closteriaceae.
AUGCCGGAGCGAAACUCACCCCCGCGGUCGGAUCGUCAACGACCACCAGAAAGAAACGCUCACGCUCAGGGCCAAGGCGAGAGGCGGGGCCCCAGACGUCCAGGGGCUGCUGCGACGGCGGCUGCUGCGGCUGCUGCUGCUGCUGCGGCGGCGGCGACUGCUGCGGCUGCUGCUGCUGCUGCUGCUGCGACCGCUGCCGUGCAUGCGGGCCAGUGUGAAGAGUGUAGAGACCGGAGCCCGGCUCAGCAGCAAAGGUGGCCAGAGGCUGUGAGAGACCCGGAGGGAGCAGCAGGACACGGCAAAGUGGUAGUGUGA